Molecule: messenger RNA, 1011 nt
Organism: Klebsormidium nitens
Lineage: Eukaryota; Viridiplantae; Streptophyta; Klebsormidiophyceae; Klebsormidiales; Klebsormidiaceae
Source: the annotation of a GenBank genome assembly
UGCCCUUGUGCUGUGCUACAGGCCCGUGAAGAGGUCAAGCUGCCGUUUGAAGUGCCCGAAAGACUCCACGAAAGGUUUAGAAACCCUCGAGUGAUGUCUGAAAGGGGCACUGAGCGCAGCUCGACGAAUGACCAGUUCGUCAAGGCGCGCAUGCUGGCGCUGCUCCGGGAGCGCUUGCACCCCAGCGCCUACGAGGAGGGCCCUGAUCGCUACAACUACAGCGAUCGCACAGAGCCGUGCUACACGGGUCGGAUCCACGAGAACCGUCAGAGACUGAUCUGCCAUCUCAAUCCAAACGGCAAGAUCUAUGCUCUGUGUUUCAGCCGAAAUACCGAGGGUGGGGACUCGGACGUCCCCUGUGUCAGCAGGGCGUACUGCCUGGGGGACCUGUUCGAGGAUAACAUCUCGUAUGAGACUGGCGCGGUCAAGGUAGACAUGGAGCACCUCAAGCGGGUCCCUGGCGCGUCGACCCCUGAGCUCGUGGCCGAAGUAGCGGCGGGGCUGAGGAAGCCGGACGAUCUGAUGAAGCUGAACACGGUUGCCAACGAGUGGAUUGCGGGGAAGUUCCCCUUGCUCGGCAUCCGGUCGGGCGUGAACACCGGCAAGACGGUCUUCUGCGGGGCGGUUGGGGAUGAGCUUUGGCAAGCAAGCGACCGCCCCAUCACGACGAUCAUGAUCACAUACCGGGUGGCGCAGGCCGAGGACCUCAAACGCCGCUUUCCCCGCACCGCAAACUACCUCGACCUGAAAGCGGAUUAUGAGAACCAGUGGUUUCAGGAUCCCAACGACAAGCACAACCUCCUGACGGCCCUCCAGUCCCGCAAGGACUUCCCUGAAAUUGUGGUUCAGGUGGACAGCCUCCUGAACCUGCGGCCGGGCGGCAUCGGUGAGGUUGCCCCGUUCGACCCUAAAACCAUACAGCGCCUUGAACUUAUGGAUCCGUCAAUUUACACUGAUGGCAUGGAGCCUCGCGUGGGGCGGAUAUUCGGCGUCUCUGUGGAUGCUGUGUAG